Molecule: messenger RNA, 1062 nt
Organism: Caenorhabditis sp. 36 PRJEB53466
Lineage: Eukaryota; Metazoa; Nematoda; Chromadorea; Rhabditida; Rhabditidae
Source: the annotation of a GenBank genome assembly
AUGUUGAUGUCCGCCUACCUGGCACUGCGUCGUCUGUUCUGCGAGGGAACAAAGUCGGAGAGCGCGACGACGGACGAAUCUCCGCCGCUCGUCUACGCUCAUCUGCUGACGUGGAGCGCCAACUUUGGAAAUCUGAUGCAAAACAGUCACGGCCAAAAAUAUUUCGCCGAGUUCCUGAAAAGCGAGUACUCGGACGAGAACAUUCUGUUCUGGCAGGCGUGCGAGGAGCUGAAACGCGAACGAAAUCCCGAGAAGCUCGAGGAGAAGGCGCGCAUCAUCUACGAGGACUUUAUCAGCAUUCUGUCGCCGAAAGAGGUGUCGUUGGACUCGAGAGUUCGCGAGAAAGUCAAUGAGAACAUGGCGAGACCGUCGGCGAGCACGUUCAACGAGGCGCAGAGCGUCAUCUACAAUCUGAUGGCCCGUGACAGCUAUCCGAGAUACAUUAGCUCGCCCGCGUUUAGGGAAUUGAUGCGAGAAAAGGGCGGCAUUAUUGUGACUAACGUUGGUCCGUUCUCUUAUUUUUCUAAUUUCGAUAUUGUCGGUUUUGUUGCAGAGCACUGAUUUUUCCUGGACCUCCGAUCUUCCGACCUUCCGACCCCGAUCCUUAAGGUGAGUAGGAGCAUUGUAGCGCAUUCAGCUAUGGUCCACUUCCAAGCGUUACAGCAGGCCGGGGAGUGGUUCUAGAAAAAAGUUGUCAAGAACAAAAAUAAAGUACAAGACACGGAGCACAUUUUUGUAGUUGAACACUUUUUCGUAAAACAAAUUCUACGGGUAGUAUUAGAUGCCAAGAUUUUAGAGAAACAAUUUUGGGAAGCCGACAAUAUCGAUUCAAACUUUUUCAGCCGAGCGCUUGACUCUCUUCAAUUCCAUCAACUCAAUUCAAGUGAUCAGCUUCAUUUUUCAGGUAAAAUGAGUCUGAAAAUCACAGAAAAACCCUUUUUUUCAGUUUUUUCAUCAGCUGGCUCUCAACUGCUCCAUCUGACUCGUUCCAGCUCCAUCACGCAUAAUAUUCUCUCAUCUAUUUUGUCACAUACCUACAAUAUAACAAUACAAUAUCGAUAG